This is a messenger RNA of Closterium sp. NIES-65, 2925 nucleotides long. The record is from the annotation of a GenBank genome assembly. NCBI's taxonomy places the organism in Eukaryota, Viridiplantae, Streptophyta, Zygnematophyceae, Desmidiales, Closteriaceae.
AUGACAGAUCCCACCACCGACAGCUCCGCUUCUCUUAAAAGUUCCGCGUCCGCAUCUUUCUUCCCCCGCUCGCUCCGCCGACUGACCGCGCUGGGUCUCGUGCAGUGGUGGCUGCGCCGACAUUCCCGCGUACCGGACGCCUCCGCGUACCGUCAGCCGCGCAUGCCCUACGGGCGCACUCUCGGCCUUCCCCCGCCCCGCGCGCACCUAAUGUCGGCGCAACCCGCGUUCAACCCCGUGUCGCGGUACCUGUCGCUGGGGCUGUCGUUUUCGCCUGAUACGGGCAAGCCCGUGUGGGAGUUCCCCCCGGUCGCGUCUUUCGUGGCGAAAUUCGGUCCUGUCGGCGACCAAGGCCAAUGCAGCGCGUGCUGGGCGUUCGCCGCAGCGGGCGCCGUGGAAGGCGCGUACUACGCGCUGUCGUCGCAACUGCCGCCGAACUCGUCGCUGUCGUCGCAGCAGCUGGUGGACUGCGCCGUGGGGUCGUGCCUGGGCGGGUACCCCGAGGACGCACUGCAGUACGCGACGGCGAACGCCGUGGCCUAUGCGACGUCGUACGCGUACCGUGCGACGAAGGCGACGUGCAAUGCGACGGGCGUGCAGCAGCACGUGGGGACGCAGGUCCCCAUUACGAAUGUGCCGCUCAACACGAGCACGGUGCCAUCAGCGCUGCGCAUCCAGCUGUACGAGCAGGUGCCGCUGCCCGGCGCGCUGGGGCUCAUUCUCGCCGUGCAGAAGCAGCCCGUUAUAGUCACGCUGCACGGCUCGCACCCCUCGUUCGCCACAUACACGGGCGGGCUGUAUGCGGACGAGACGUGCUUCGACCCUGCAAGGCCCGUGCUGGACCACGCGGUGCUGGUGGUGGGGUACCGCUUCACGGCGCCAGGCGCGAGCGACAACCAUUUCGUGCUGCGCAACAGCUGGGGGCCUGGGUGGGGCGAGGACGGGUACAUGCGCGUGGCCGUCAGCAGCGCGCAGUACGGAGGCAUCUGCGGCAUGACGUACAACCUGGGGGUCUACCCCGUGCUGGACCCCCAGAAGCAGGCUAACCCGUGCACAUCAUGCGGAGGGGGCGCUUGUAGAACCACUCGCAUCCUCGCCCAUGGCACAUCCACCCCCAUCCCCACCACCACCACCACAUACUCCUCUUCCUCCUCCUCUUACCCCCCCUCCUCUGUCCCCUCUCGCCGUCUCCGUCGUUCCAACCUGGAGAUUGCUCGCUCGCGGUUGCAGCGGGUGGCGCGAGAGGGGCCGGGGGACAGCAGGCGGCAGCUGGUUUCCAGCGACAGCAAUCCUGGUAGAGGCCAGCAGCACCACCAGCAGCACCACCAGCAGCACCUGCAGCAGCAGCAGCAGCAGCGGCGGCAGAAGCAGCAGUGGCACAAGGGAGCGAGCAAGAAAGGCACGACACGAGCAAGCCCGAAGAAAGCAGGCAAUGAGGCUGUCGUGACAGGCAGUAGUAGUGGUGGGUCCAGCAGCAGUGCAGCCGUGAUAGAGAGCAGCAUCAAAUCGGCCGCGUUGGGGAUGGACAGCAGCAGCAGCAGCAGCAGCAGCAGCAGCAGGUCGUUGAUGGCUGCAGCUCGUGCUAUCUUCGCUGCUGUGAAGAGCAGCAAGGCGUUUGAGAAGAUGAGAGGGGCAGCUGCUACUGCUGCUGCACGCUCCAAGGCACCUGCUGCUGCCACCACUAAAGGCACUAAGAAGAACUCUGCUCUUGUAAAGCCGGGCUCUUCUCUGCUGCCCUCUGCCCCUUCAUGGCCUUCUUCCUCCUCCUCCGCUACCUCCGCCUCCUCCUCCUCUGUCUCCUCCUCCACCUCUUCAUCCUCGCUCUCCUCCAACCAGCAACCUCCCGGUCCUCUCCUAAAGCUCGUGAACCCAUACGCGACAUACUAUAUCGCGCCAACUCCCCCGCCUCCAUCCCCGCCUCCCUCGAUCAGCACCCCGCCUGACAGCAUGGCGUGCCCGCCCUCCCCCCCUCCCCCGCCGUCGUACGGAGGGUACAAUUGCUUCUGUGGGCCGGGUCUCAGCCUGGCUAUUAGCAAGGAUGGCAGUCAGGCUUGCGUUAUGGAGGACGCAUGUGCAGCGUUCACGAGCAACCCGUGUGGGGGUGGUGCGUGUGUGAACGACGGUGAGGGAGGGUACACGUGUGUGUGUCCGCCCAACUACAUGCGCAGCACCCUCAGCUCCGGCGCCCCCACCUGCGUGCCUCGCAUGGCGGGCAAGAGCAGCACGUACCAGGUGGUGGGCGGCGAGACAUGCUAUGACAUCUACGUCUUCUUCGGCCUCUCCCAGGACAGCUUCCUGCAGCAGAACGCCGGCAUAGACUGUGACAACCUGCAGGAGGGCAUGGUGCUGUCUGUGCGCCCAGACGACGACGCCCAGCAGAGCUGCCGCACCAGAUACCCCAUCUCCCUGGUGGACAGCCUAGCAUCGGACUGUUCAGCCAUAGAGGACCGCUUUGGCGUGGACGUGAUUUCACUUAACCCAGGCAUCGACUGCUCACACCUUGUGCCUGGCCACCAGGUGUGUGUGGAGCGGGGGAAGAGCAUGGCAGGCAUGGAGGAGCACCGCAUGUGCACCAAGUACCAGCGCGUGGACGUGGGGGACACGUGUGAGAGCCUCAUCGACAGCAAUGGCCUCUCGUGGCUGUCUCUGUUCCGCCUCAACCCGGGCCUGCUUUGCGAUAACCUCAACGGGCUUAUAGACCAAGAGAUCUGUGUGGCAGGGCACCCCGUGGGCGCAGUGGUGUGUGGGAAGCCGGUGCAGGGAGUGAAGAACCGGCGGUACACGGUGAACGCGGGCGACAGCUGUGCGUCGCUGGUGGUGGUGCAAUUCCAGCGCCAGCCGCCGCUCGUGCCGCUGCUCAACCGCGGGUGGAUGUGCCGCCAGCAGUCGCUUUUCAAAGGCAUGCCGCUCUGCAUUCCCUCUUGA